This is a messenger RNA of Impatiens glandulifera, 1499 nucleotides long. RefSeq names its product metal tolerance protein 4-like. Gene Ontology annotation, biological process: monoatomic cation transport; transmembrane transport. The record is from RefSeq and is a predicted model, not a curated record. Gene Ontology annotation, molecular function: manganese ion transmembrane transporter activity. Gene Ontology annotation, cellular component: membrane. The transcript is spliced from 6 exons. The coding region runs from base 34 to 1290 and encodes 418 amino acids. Lineage: Eukaryota; Viridiplantae; Streptophyta; Magnoliopsida; Ericales; Balsaminaceae.
GAGAGAAUCUGACUAAAAGUGAAGUUGGAUCACAUGGAAAGGGACACGGAGGUGAAGUCUCCGCUACUGGCGGUUGGAGAAGAUAUUAUCAGCAGGCCGAAACCCAACGCUGGAAGCGGCGGCAGUAGGCAUCACCACCGAUUGAGUCGCCGGAAUUCUGUAGCCUCGUUAAGAGGAGAUUUUCUCACCAAGUUACCAGAUAAGAUCCGCAAGGGCUUAGAUCUUGAAUCCGCUUCUCUUAUCGAUUUCUCCAAAAUCAAUGGCCUAUCUACAGGAGAAAAAGAAUAUUAUGAGAAACAAAUUGCGGCUUUAAAAUCAUUCGAAGAAGUCGAUUCUAUAGUUGAAUCCGAUAGCGUAGACGAUGGAGAAGAUUUCGAAGAAGAAGAAGCUCAACAAGAAAAAGCAAUGAAGAUAUCCAAUUAUGCCAAUGUUAUACUACUCAUUGUUAAAAUAUAUGCUACAGUAAUGAGUGGAUCUUUAGCCAUUGCUGCAUCUACUCUUGAUUCCUUGCUGGAUCUCUUGGCUGGUGGCAUUCUUUGGUUAACGCAUCUUUCAAUGAAGAAUGUCAAUAUUUAUAAGUACCCUAUUGGUAAAUUAAGAGUUCAGCCUGUAGGAAUUAUCAUAUUUGCUGCUAUUAUGGCCACACUUGGAUUUCAGGUUUUAAUCCAGGCUGUAGAACAGUUAAUUAAAGACGACCCUUCAGAAAAGAUGAAUUCCACGCAGCUUGCAUGGAUGUACACGAUCAUGUUAUCUGCGAGUGCUGUAAAACUCGCCUUAUGGUUGUAUUGUCGUAGCUCGGGCGACAACAUUGUCCGUGCCUAUGCUAAGGAUCAUUAUUUUGAUGUUGUGACGAAUGUGAUUGGGUUGGUGGCGGCUGUUCUUGGCGAUAUGUUUUAUUGGUGGAUAGAUCCAAUGGGAGCCAUUGUUCUUGCGAUAUACACUAUUACGAAUUGGUCAGGAACUGUUCUUGAGAAUGCCGUAUCGCUCGUGGGACAAUCUGCGCCUUUAGAAGUCCUUCAAAAGUUGACUUAUCUUGUAAUAAGGGAUCCUAAGGUUAAACGCGUCGACACAAUCCGUGCAUACACUUUUGGUGUUCUCUAUUUUGUAGAGGUUGACAUUGAACUUCCUGAAGAUCUGCCUUUAAAAGAAGCUCAUAUUAUUGGAGAGAAUUUGCAGAACAAGAUUGAGAAACUGCCCGAAGUCGAGAGAGCUUUUGUCCAUCUUGACUUCGAGUGUGAACAUAAACCGGAGCACAAGGUCCGUGUUCGGCUCCCCAACACCCAGGAUUGACUGUCCGGUCUCCAUUCAGGAAUUAGGGUUAGUAGUGAGAAACAAAGAGAGAAAUAGAUUUCCUUUUUUUCUGUUCAUUUCAAUUCUCAACUGCUUUGAUACAGUUCCAUAACCAUUUGAAGCUAUUCAUAAAUGCUCAAUUGUCUUCAUUUGGAAACUCAUUUUCUCUUAGAUUUCACGUCCCAAUAGAAAAUACAUAUACACCCGAA